AUGAAAGAAUGUUAAAGUAAUUUAUUUAAAACAAUGAUAAUGAUUGCUAUUUUAUUAGUUUGUGUUCACUCAAAAUAUUAAUGUGAUGAUUUUUAAUACUAAUUCUCUCCUUAAAGUUGUGUUUAAGAUACUAUAAAUAUUAGAUGUAAUUGAACUUUUAUAUGAUAGGUCAAUAUGAUUAUUUUAAUAACAAAUGUUUAGAGAAUUAUUAGGUGAAUUUAGGAUGUACUGAAUAAUUGAAUAAAGAGGCCUGUUUAAAUUAAUUGACAGAUUAAUAAAAUAAUAGAGUUUAUUGUAGAUAUAAUUUGUUUUUAUAUAAUAGGUUUUUUCUAUGAGAAAUGUAUGUAAGUAAAGGAAAUAUAAUUGUAAUAAUAUGGAUGCUCAGAAAUGUUUAAUAAAUAUGCUUGUUUGAGUGUUCAAAAUCAAUCAUGUAAAUGGGAGUCUCAAAAGUGCUUAUAAUAAUAGUAAACUGGUUAGAAUAACUCUUAAAUAUGUAAUAUCUUUGUAACACCAGUUAAUCCUUACACAUGUUCUUAGUUACCUUCUGGUUUAUGUAUAAAAUUUUGAGAUAAUAAUAGGUAUGAGUAGUGGAUUUGAAGGAGAUUUUGAAUGUAUAGAAAUAAGAUAUGAAUAAUUAUCAAAAUUAUCAUGUAAUGAAAUAGGAUUAAAUGAAGAAGGUUGUUUAGCAUUAAAUAAGGAAAAUUAAUAUUGUAUUAAUUUAUUAAAAUUAGGUAUUUUCAAUAAUAAUAAAUGUUAAGAGAUAACAUUAUCACAAAUCAAAUCUUGUGAUUAAAAUUUAAGUUAAUUUGCAUGUUUAUCAAUUUAAAAUAAAGAAUUAUAAUGUGAAUGGAUAGACAAAAAAUGCAGAAAGUUUGAAAGAGAUUCUGAAUAAAGUUGUGAAACCAAAAAUAAAGUAAAUGUUUCUGUUUGUUAAAAUUAAAAUGGAUUCUGUUAAUAUGAUGAAAGCUAAUAAAAAUGUAAGUAAAUUGAUAAAAAUCAUAUUCAUUCUAUUUAAUGUAAUUCACCAGGAUUGUCAAAAUUAGCUUGUUUAUCAAUUAAUAAUUAAAAUUGUUCAUUUUUUAAUGGAAAAUGUUAAGAAUUAUCAGAUUAAGAUCUUAAUAUUUAUUAAUGCCAUAUGGAACUUAAUAAAUAUGCUUGUGUUAAUAUUAAAACUCAUUUUUAAUAUUGCUUUUGGAAUGGAAAUAAUUGUGAAAGAAGGUUUAUGAAUUAAGAUUAUGAUUGUCCUUUAAAAUUAAAUAAUAAUGAUAUAAGAGUAAAUGGAAAUGUUUGUUAAGCAAUAUCUAAAUAUUAGAAGAAAUGCAAAUAUGAUUAAUCAAUAAAUUUAUGUAUAGAGAGUUCAACAAUGGAUAAAUGCAAUACUCCUUUUAUUAAUAAAUUUGGUUGUCUUAGUAUCAUUAAAAAUAAGGAAGCAUGUUAAUGGACAAUGUAAGGUUGUAAGAAUGUUUAGGUUAUAAAAUAUAUAACAACAUGUAAUAGUUUGGGAAGUGCAAAUCCAAUUGCAUGUUCUUAAGUUCUAGAAAUUGAUGAGAAGUUGGGUUGUUAUUUUAAUAUUUUAAAACAAUAAUGUCUUAAAUUAAGUGUUGAAUAAGCUCCAAAUUCAACAAAACAGGAAAUAAUAUAAUAUCAAAAAGAUUUAGAAAUGUUAAGAAAUAUAGAUUGUAAUGAUAUUGGAAUUGGUUUAAAUCCAAUAGCUUGUUCAUCUAUUACAACAAGAGGUGUAGCUUGUAGAUGGAAUAGAGAUUCAUGUGUUAAAAUAGAAAAUAAAAAAGAUAUUUAAACAAUUCCAUGUUUAAAUCUAAAAUAUGCUAAUUAUAAAGCAUGUUCUUAUGUAUAAUAUGGUGGAGAAGUUUGUAGAUAUUCAUAAACUAUUAAGGGAUGUAUAAAUUCUAUUAUUAGGAAUAUGUAAUGUAAUCAAUUAGGUUUAAAUCAAUUUGGAUGUUCAUUAGCUGAAGGUAUGUGUUAAUUUAUAAAUGAUUAAUGUUAAUAAUCAGAUGGAGGUGAUAUAAAUACAGAUCCAAUUUAACAAACUGGAAAUUAAGUAGAAAUUCCAAAACCUACAGAAUCUCCAGAAACAUGUGAAAUUACAUCACCUACUAAAACAGUUUGUGUUUCUUUUUCAUCUAUUUCAUUAUUAUGUUAAUGGAAUAAAUAAAAGAGUAGUUGUGAAAGUGUUGAAAUAAAAUAAAAUUCAUAUUGUGCUGAUUAUAAUGGAAUUGAUGUAUCUGUUAAUUCUAAUGUUUGUGCAUCAAUUAUAUGUGAUUUUCCUGAUUAUAAUUAUCUCAAAGGAGUUUAAGCAGAUAAAAAUAGAGGAUAUUGUUAUUAUAAUAAAUUAACAUUUUAAUGUUAAAUUAAAAAAGAAUUUUGUAACACUAAGUGUUGUACAGAAAGUGAGAAUUAUGGAAUAAAUGCACAUUCUUGUAUUAAAUUCUCAAGUAAUGAACCUGGUGAUUAUUGUUACUUUAUGAAUUUAAGAUGUAAUGAAUUGACAGAUGACAUUGUGGAUUUAUCAAAUCUAGAUUAAAUCAAAUUAUAUUUUAAUGAAAAUAAAUUACCUUGUUCUUCUAUGAAUAAGAAUUCUUGUUAUAUGAUUGAUUGGUCAUUAGAAUAACGCUGCUAUUUUAAUGGAAUAGUAUGUUUAAAUCUCAAUUAUUCUUAUUAUAAGGAUUAUAGUAUAUUCACUUAAGAACCAUCAGUCUUAAAUGAGUAUGCUUGUUUAGCUAUUGAUGGUCUUAUAACUGAAUAAAAUACAAUGAAAUAUUUUGGAUAUGAUUAUGUUAAUAAAAGAUGUAAAGAGAUUUUAUUAGAUCCAUAGUUUUAAUUUGCUACUUGUGAAGAUGUAAAAGGUAAUAGAAAUAUCUGUUAAAGAUACACAGUUAAUAGUUAUUGUAAAUGGGAUUGGAAAUAAUUAAAAUGUAUUACUAUACCUUUAGAUGAAUAUGAAGAAAUUUAAACAUGUGAUAUUGAUCUAAAUAUAAAAGCAUGUACUGAUAUUAAAAAAAGUAGUUGUCAUUUUUCUUAUACUACUGAUAGAUGCACUGAUGUUAUUGAUUUUAAUGUUGAUUGCAAUCAUUUUGAAACAUUAGGUAAAGUAAGUUGGUAAGUAUGUUCAUAAAUCAUCAAAUUUGGAUAAUCGUGUGAAUUUCGUAAUUAUACAUGUGUGGAUUCAACUAAAAUUUCAUAAUCUUGUGAUGGUUCCUUAGCAAAUAACAGAUCUUGUUUUAAAAAUACUAAAGGAUUAUGUAGAUGGGAUCCUAUAACUUUUUAAUGUUAUAUAAAUCAUUAAGAUAUUUCAUUAUUAUCUUGUUCAGAUAAUAUUAAUAUUGAAUUAUGUAAAUAGAUAACAAAAGAUGCUUGUAUUUGGAAUGAUGUAUCAAAUGAAUGUCAAGUAUUUAAUACUAUGAAUUCAACAGAUUUUGAAAUUCUAAAUAGUACUGGAAAUCAUAAAUUCAAUGAAAAAGCAUGUUUAUUAAUAACAGGAGAUGCGUAUUAUUAUGACACAAUUACAUAGAUAUGUACUAAACUGACAUCUAAAGAAGUAGAUUGUGCUACAUAUCAAUUAAAUAAAUAUGCUUGUUUAUAUCAUACUAGAACUCAUCAUUGUUUUUUUGAUGAAGAUGAAGUUGUACCUAAUAAGAAAUGUAAACCAUUUAUUGAAGAAUAAUCAAUAUGUACAACAAAAUGGUAAAUUAAUAUAGAAGUUUGUAUGGAUAUAUAACAAACUUGUAUAUUUGAUUUAAAUACAUUUUAAUGUAAGCCAUUUGAUUUCUUAGAAACUAUGACAUGUUCAGAUUUAUUAAAUUAUUCAACAAAUUUAUAACAUCCUAAUAAAAGGGUUUGUUCAUCUGUUGUUUCAACAUUAGAAGAAAGUUAAGGAGAAUUAUUAUGCUUUGAAGAUAAAUUUGAUUAAUAAUAAUGUAAAUUCUAAAAGUAUUGUUUUUGGUCAAAUUAUGCAUGCAAAUUUUUUAAGCUUGUAUAUGAUACAAAAGAUUCAGCAAGUGUACAAUAAUAAACAAUAAAAGAAUGUCCUGAUUAUGAAGAAAUAGAUACAUGUACUGAGGAAGUUGUUAAGGAUACUACUUAAUCAUAUAGUAAAGAAAGGAAAUCAAAAACUGAAAAUUAUUGGGAAUGGGUAAAUUCAACAUGCAUCUAACAUAUUACUAUAUAUAAAAGAGAACAUACUUAUUAUUAAACUGCUGAAAAUAUAAAAUUCUGUGAUAUACGUGAUUGUACAAUAAUAGAAGAAUACAUUUGUAAUGCUGAAUCAGUUCUUGAAAUAAUAAGUCCAUUUAAUGAAGUUAAUACAUAUAUGUCUGAUACUUCUUACUAUAAAAUUUAAGCAAAUAGUGAUGAAAAUAAUUGCUAGAAUUUAGAUUGCAGUUAAUUAUCUGAAUAUAUGUGCAAUACUGCUAAAAAUAAUUGUUUACAAUAGAAUUCAUGUUAAAUACAAUUGGAUUAUCCAUAUGAUUCUUCAUUCUAAGGAGAUUGUUUGCCAGAAAAAAAUUAUAUUUUUUCUCAUUGGUGUCAUUUAAAGGAAAAUAAAGUAAGUAUAUGUAGUAAUACUUUUUCAAAAGCAUUGUGCUUAGAAAUAAGUCAAAAUUGUAUAUUUGAUAUCCAAUAAGGAGGUUGUAUGUAAUCAAUAGGUAAUGAACAUAACAUUGUGGAUUGUAGUUAAAUUGCAAAUAGCUGUUACAUUAGUUCAAGUUCAAGAGCUAUAUGUUAAAAUGGAGAAUCUAGUAUUAAACCUGGUGAUCAAUGUAAAACAGUAUAAAAACCAUUUACAAGUUGUGUACCUCUAACAACAUAUUAAUCAUCAUUUCUUUGUUCAGAUAUAUUGAAUACAGAUGCUUAACCCAUUCUAUGUUCAAAGGCUAAUGAUGAUUGUAGAUUUGAUGGAAAAGUAUGUAUAACUACAAUGCCCACAUAAAAAUUAGAUGGAAAAUAUCCUUGUGAUAAAAGUUUUAGUAAAUCAAUAUGCAUUAAAUGUGGAUGCGAUUACAAUUAUUUAGGUUAUUGUUAAGAAACUAAAUAAAUACCUUAAGUAAAUUUAGAUAAAUCAAAUAAAUAUUUCUUAUGUUAUUAAGUGAAUAUAUUAAAUUCAACUAAUAAAAUGGAAAUAUGUGGAAAAGUUGAUUAAGCUUGUGCAUAUGUUGGAACUGAUUGUUAUGAUGCUACUCAUUAUUCAUGUAGUGAUCUAUUAUAGUAUACAGUUUCAUUAAAAGCAUGUUAGAAAUGUGAAGAAUAUGCAACUAAAUAUGAUCCUAUUGAAUAGAAAUGCAAUAAAAUUGAUAAUAAUAUUGUAAAUUCUUGUGAUAAUUUAAAUUAAUAUGCUUGUCUUAGAAAUACUAGGGGAGUCAAAUGCAAAUGGGAUAAUUUUAAUUGUUAAUCAGUAUUAAUAUCAAAAAGUGAUAAUAUUUAAUGCUCUAUUUUAAAUUUUGAUGCUUGUUAUAGUUAAUAACUCAAUAUUUGUUGGAUUGAUUAAACAACUUCUUUAUGUGUUAAUUAUGAUCCUUAUAAAGGAGUAUGUGAUUUAUUAAAAACUGAAUCACUUUGUGUAAGAUCUAUGUAUGAGAAUUGUAAAUGGACUUAAAAUAAAUGCAUAAAGAAUACUGAAAUACCUAAUAAUACUUGCAAUAAUUUAAAUUAAUAUUUAUGUCUAAAUGCAACAAAUAUAGCAUGUGGAUGGUCAGAUUUGUAUGAAAAGUGUUAUCAAUUAUAAUUUAAAUCAUAACCUACUUCAUGUAUUGAUUUUCUUUAAAGUGAUUAAUAAGCAUUUAUAAAUCGUUGUAAUUCUUAUACUUGUACUUAAAUUAAAGUUUAAUAGGGUUGUAUUCAUGACUAAUAUUAUAAAUGUAGAUUAAUUAUUCCCCUUGAUGUUAUCUCAUGUUAAGUAGCAUCAAUUUCUAAUAUUAAUGAAUUUGCAUGUGCUAAAUUAGCUAAAGGAAAGUGUAAGUUUAUAAAUAGUGUAUGUGAAAAAACAAUAGAAUCUAAUUUAGGUUGUUAAUCUUAUUUGAACUAAGAAGCUUGUUUAUAUUAAAAUGCUGCUUGUAAAUUUGAUAUAUAUUGUUAAUCAUAUACUAUAACAUCUAUGAAUGGAAUUAAAACUCUCUUUCCUUACACUUCUAGUGUAUGUAAAACUGCUAAUUUAAUUGUUAAAUCAAUAGAUGGUAAUAUGGAUAUUGGUGUAUCUUUAAUUUAUGGUGUGGCAUAAUAAAAAUGUUUAGAUAUUACUUAUAAAAAUAUGGUAAUCAAUUCAUGUACUUAUACAGGAAUGAAUAAGUACUCAUGUUUAUUAAAGACAAAUCAAUUUUGUGAAUAUAAGGAUAAUUAAUGUAGAAAUAUUGAGUAGAAAGUAAUAAAUACAUUAAAAACAUGUAAUUCAACUUUAAAUUAAUUUUCAUGUACUAGAUUAAAUAUGUCAUGUAAAUUUUUAAAUGGUGAAUGUGGUCCAAUAAAUGAAAAUGAUAACUGUAUUAGUUUAUCAUAAGAAAAAUCUAUUGUAAAUUUUAGAACUUGUUUAAGAGAUUAAUAAACAGCUUGUAUGUUUAAUGAUAAAACAUAGAAUUGUGAAGUUAUUACAACACCUUAAAAUUGUAAAGAUCUAAAUUAUAAGGGUUGUAUAUUUUUUACAUAAGGAUACAAUUGUGAAUUUAAAGAAUCUAAAUGUAUUACAUCUUUUGGUAAUCCUAAUUGUGAGGAUGAUAUUAAUGAAGAUAAAUGUUUAUCAAUAAUUACUAAAGGUCAAUAUUGUUAUUUUAAUUCUAAACUUGGAUGCAAAUAUAUUGAUACUACAAAAGUUGAUCUCACUAAAUGUUAUAAAGAUGGAUUGUAAACUAAUCCAUUUACAUGUUCAUAAAGUUAAGAUAUUCCAUGCUUUUUUGAUAAAUAAACUAAAUAAUGUAUUCAAUAUACUGAUUAAACACCAUCUAGUUAUUAAUAAAAUUAUACUAUAUCUAAUAUAUCUUCAUUUAAUAAGAUGACAUGUUAAAUGUUUAAUUAAUUUAAAGCUCUUAUGUGGUAAGAAACUUGUUAAGUAGUUAAAAGUUCUUAAUUAGUUUAUUUAAAAUGUGAUGCUCUUUUGAAUAGAAUAGCAUGUUUAAGUAUAAAGACACCUUUUUAAUUUUGUUAAUAUAUAAAUAAUUAAUGUAUUAAUGCUAAUUUAGAUGAUUUUAAAAAUGUUUAAUGCGAUUAAAUAAGGGAUAUAAAUUCUGGAGCAUUUUGUGCUUUAAAUACUAAUUCUUAACCUUGUCAAUAUAAUAAGUCAUCAUUUAAGUGUGAGAUUAUAGAUAGUACAAUUAUAAGUUGUGUUGAAAAAGAUCCAGAAGAGAAAGGAAUAAAUAAAAAAGGUUGUGAGAUUGAUAAAAUAAAUUGUAUUUAUGAUGAAAAUUGUUAUAGAUUAAAUAAUAGUGGAUAUCAAUUUUGUAGAGAUAUAAAAAUUGAUGGUUAAUUUUAAUGUAAAUAAGUAACAAGUGAAGGAUGUUUAAUUGAUUAAAAUAUCUGUAAAAAGAUUUAUUAUUAAGAUUACAGUUAAAUUAAAUGUGAAUAAGCUAGUAAUCGAUUUGGUUGUGUUAAUAUUUAAACAUAAAAUCAAUAUUGUUAAUUUGAUGGGGAAGAUUGUAAAGAAUAAAAUGUAAAAUAAUUUACAGAUAUUGGUUGUUUAAGUAUAAUAAAUAUUAAUCAUUAUUCAUUUUGUGAAUAACCAAGAGAUAUAGCUUGUACUUUUGAUUUAAAGAAUAGUUCAUGCAGAAAUGUAUAUUAAUAAGAAGUAUUUUCUUGUGAAAGAGGAUUGAAUAAGAUAGCUUGUUUAACUUAAACAACAAAGAGUUUAAUGUGUUAAUUUCUUGAUUAUUGUUAUGGUCCUAAUAAUGGAAUUCUGAAUUGUACUUAUAAUAAUAAUGAAUAAUGUUGUAAAUUAGCAGAUUAAAUUGAUACAUGUUUAAAUUAAAAGAAAUAUGAGUGUGAAUGGACAGUAAAUGGAUGUUAAGCUUAUUAAACUAAAAUAGUAUAAUGUGAGUAAAUAAUAAAUGCAAGCUUUUUGGUUUGUGCUUCAAUUAAAAAUACAUUAUGUGUAUAUGUACCUAAUUAACAUAAUUGUCAAAUAUAAUUACCAACUACUUGUGGUUUUUCUUAAACAAGUUUAUAAUGUAAAAGAAUGAAGUCAGUUUCAUGUAUAUGGGAUAUAGAAAGAGAAAUUUGUAUAUAUUCAGAGAAUUCUAAUUAUUUAAGUUGUACUGAAGUGAGUUAAUAAUCUGGAAAUUAAAGAGCAUGUAUGAAUGUUGAAGUAUAAGGUUAAUUAUGUAUUUACAAAGAUGAAUAAUGUACUCUCUUUUUAUAAUAAGAAAAUAUUAAUAAUUGUUUAGAUUCAAUUAAUAAAAAUGCAUGUUUAUAAUAAACUAUAAGUGAUUGUUAAUGGAUUCAAUAAGUAUAUUAAGUUAAGAAAUUUGAAUAUUCAGAUUAUGAAGAUGUAGUAUAAGGUGAAUGUAAACCAAUUUCUAAUAUUAAUUAAACUCAUUGUUCUUAAAAUAUUAGUUAUACAGCUUGUAUGAAAAUAAAGAAAAUUGGAUAAUUUUGUAUAUGGAAAGAUUUUUCAUGUUAAGAAUUAAAUUAAUUAGAAUUAUAUACACCUAAUUAAUUGAUAUUAGUUAAUUAAAAUGCAUGUAGUUUAGUAAAUAAUGGAGAUAUAGUAAAAUAUAAUUAAUUAUUUAAAAAUUGUGAAAUUGUUGAAAAUCUAAAUGAAUUAACUUGUAAUCCUGAAAUUUUUGGAAUUAAUAAAGAAGCAUGUAUUUCCAUAAAAAAUUAACCAUGUACUUGGUAUAGUAUUGAUAAAAGAUGUUAAUAUUUAGAUAUCUAAAAUGGAUUAUAAACUUGUGAAUAAGCUGAUAAGAAUUCAAUCUCAUGUUCAAAAUUUGAUAUUGAUUAACCUUGUGGAUAUUCUAAUUUAGGUUGUCAAUUUGUUGAUAUAAAUUCUAUUCCUUGUACUUAUUCUGGUUUAAAUAAAUAUGCAUGUUUAAAUAUUUUAAAAUAUUCUUGUAUUUGGAAAUAUAAUGAACAAACUUAAAAUUAUUAUUGUGAUGAAUAUAUUCCUUAUACAUCAUGUUAAUUGAUACCUAAUAAUGUUAAUCCAAAAGUUUGUUAAUUAGUUGAAUAAGAUGCUUGUUAUUAUGAUAUUAAUUAAAAAUAAUGUAAAAAUACAGAAUUAAAAAUAUUAAAUUGUGAAACAUUAGGCUUAAAUAUUAAAGGUUGUAUUGAGAUUGAUGGAUGUAUAUUUUAAGAAUCUUGUAAAAGUUUAAAUAAAAAAAAUUAUUUAUGUAAUGAAUAUCCAAUUGCUAAUUAUAAUGUUUGUAAGAAUGCAUAAGAUAAUUGUAAAUUUAAUGAAUUAACAUUUGGUUGUAUAUAAUCUAAUGAAGAAUUAUGUGAUACUAAAGGAUUAAGUUAAUAAGGUUGUAUUGAAAAUAAUUGCUAAUUUAUUAAUAAUUAAUGUAAAUGUAAUGAGAAUUUUAAAGAUAUAGAUUGCGAUUAAAUAAAUGAAAUUGAAAAAUGUAAUUCUCAUGAUCAUUGUAUAUAUAAUUAGAAUAUUUGUAAAUGGAAAUAAUGUGAAGAUCUAUCAUAUACUGAUUGUAAGGAUAUAUAGAUCAAUUAAUAAUAUUGUUAUUAAAAUACUUUUUAAUAAUGUAAAUCUGCAAAAUUAUGUGAAGAUAUUCAAAAUCCAGCUUCAAUAUAACUUUAUUUAAAUAAAAAAGCUUGUAUUUUUAAUUCAGAGUUAUAAUUAUAUUAACUUAUAAAUUGUUAAAUACUUGAUCAAUAAAAAUGUUUAAGUUAUCCAAAAGAUUGUAAAUUUGAAUAAUUUUGUCAAUCUCUAACUUGCUAUGACUUAAAUUAUAAUAAUUGUACUUCAGAUAAUUGUAUUUGGAAUCUUAAAUAGGGAAUCUGUGAAGAAUAAAUUCAAUGCUCUAAUAUAUCAGAUUAAAAUUAAUGCAAUUUAAUGCAGUAUAAGAAUAGAAAAUGUUAAUGGGUUACAUAAAAAAAUGAAUCAUUUUGUACAAACUCAUAUUGUAAAUUCUUGACAACAAAAUAAUAUUGUAAUGGAGUAUAGGUUAAUGGAGAGAUUUGUGUCAAAACAUAUGGUGAUAGAUGUAUUUCUUGUGAAGAAAUUUAAAAUUCUUGUAUCUGUCUAUAAAACAAUUAAUAAUGUGAUUACGAUUUUAAUAAAAGUAAAUGUAAAUCCAAAAUAUGCUCAAAUUAUUUUGAAGAAGGAUAAUGUCCCAAAGAACAUUGUGAUUUUUAACAAAAUGUACUAUUUUAUAUUUAUUAAGUGUAUUCCAAAAUGUGAAUAUAUUAUAGAAGAAGAAAUAUGUCAGAAAAAUAAUAAAUGUGAUUGGUAGAAUUCAGGAUGCAAAUAAAAGAUAGAAAAUAUUAAACCUAAAAUCGAAGUUUGGGGAUUAAUAAACAUAUUUACUUUAAGCAUUUGUAUUCUUUAUUUUUGA
Molecule: messenger RNA, 10502 nt
Organism: Paramecium primaurelia
Lineage: Eukaryota; Ciliophora; Oligohymenophorea; Peniculida; Parameciidae
Source: the annotation of a GenBank genome assembly